Molecule: messenger RNA, 738 nt
Organism: Enterospora canceri
Lineage: Eukaryota; Fungi; Microsporidia; Enterocytozoonidae
Source: the annotation of a GenBank genome assembly
AUGACUGGAAUUGAGGACGAGCGAUUGAUGCGUGAAUACAUGAAGCAGAAAGAGGAACUUGAGAAGCUGAUUGUUGAGCUACAGUCACAGAUGACCCAGACUAACAUUCCAUUGGACAGAAAAUAUACUGAAAAAUAUCCAAUCUAUAAUGCAGCUGCAAUUCUGGGCCAGAAUCAGGGAGAUCUACUUCGUCUAAAGCUAUUUGUGAACAAGAAGUGUAACCAAAUAUCAAAUGACAUGCAACAUACGCAAGGAAUUAUACAGGAUAUUCGUGCCUAUGAAAAAGACGGUGUAUUCAGGGACAUUUUUCUACUCAAAUUGCUUGAUCAGGGAAAAGUGACAGUUGCGAGUCAUUUGGACUUCUAUAGGCCACUUGGAUUCAUUCUGUCUCAAUUGGAUGCAUCAUACGAGUCCUUUUACGUCAGACUGCUGAUCUACAAGAGUGCCAAUGAGGCAGAAAUCAAAGGAAUAUACGCCAUUUAUUUUGGAGCACUUUACUACAAGAAUGACUAUAAGGGAGCAUGGUUCUUCUUGGCAUCUAUUCUGAAUGUGGCUCCUGGGGCUCACACACCACACGUGUUGCAAGUAUACUUCGUAAUACUCGCUGAACUGCUCGGAAACCACUCUAAGAGGCGCCUGGCUAAGAUACUCAGCUACCUAAACAGAAUUUAUUUCGUAAAAAUGAACAACCACCCCAUUCAAAUACGCAUAACACAAGCUAUAGAAAAAUACAUUUGA